AUGGAAAUCGAUGAACCGUUCGAUACAUUCAAACAAAGACAAAGACGUAGGAUCAUACCCAUGGGACUUUCUUAUGAAGAACACCACCAUGAGUCACUGAAUCGUCAAGAUACUCAUGAACAGAUAUCUCAAAGCAACACAACAAGUGCCAAGCGACCGUCACAGGCUCCUACGAGAAAAGCGAGCGCAAAACGCAUGAAGUCAAAGUCAUUUGAUAGUGAAAGGCUUACUUCAAAACCCUUAAAGCGCCGAUUAUUACGGUUUAGUUCAUUAGGCAUCAGAAGGCCUCCUGCAGCGUCGGUGGGUGCUCAUCAUCGUCCGGAACCAGAGGUAUUAAAUUCAUCUUCACAAGACCAACAACCAAAUGAUGAACAAAUCUCGCAACCUAUACUUCAUCAAGGUUUAAUGCGACACACCGUACCAGUGACUUUAGUACCACACAAAGAACUGAUUCCAAUCUCAAAACUCUCUCUCAGUUCAAAAGAUUAUACUUAUCUACAAACUCUUGCACCACUCGCUUUCUAUCGCGAAGAAAGCCAUAAAUCCAUCUCCAACAAAUCAGCUCCAAGGGGAAGAUUCAAUGCUUUGACGCGUUUGAAAAAAAAUCCCGUGAUCUUGCCAAAGUGUAAGAACGUGCGGCCACGACGUGGAGGCUCAGUCUUGAUGCGAUGUCCAAAGCCACUCAGAUUCAUUGGCGACAGUAAUGUUAAAAAAUCUCAACUUGAAUCAGCCGAUUCUUUGAACAAGAGACAACUUAAAGUCACGUCCAGUCUCACCAGACCAUCGACAAUCCGCGACGAUCAGAUACUUGCAACUUCAACCGCUUCUCCCGUCCAGAUCACCUCACCUGUAAGCCUUGCCAAUAUAAGCACGGAGAUGGAGCAACAAGUGGCCAAGAAUAUAAAACUUCCCGAUGAAUGCAACAAUGUCAAUGGUUGCUCUGUGUCUAUUCCUUCAUCAGAUGAUAUCCCCUUAGCUAGGCAUGUAGAUUUUCAAGUUGAGAGAUCACUCCAACCCACUCCUCGUCAUCUCUCCGAGAUAUCAACACACAAAAACCCAGCUCAAUCCUCCACCCUGGCCGUUCCGCUUUCACUUUCGAACGUAACUUCAAACCAUAGUCAAGUAUCACAAUCUGAACCCAAACCUUCAAAGUUGAACCAUACUCAAUCUUAUUUUGGACAAUUACUUCAUCACUUAAGUGAUAUUUCUUCCGUCCAACAAUUCUUUUCAAACCAUCGUACCUUUACGUCAAAUAAAGCAACAAGUUUGACUGUUCCACCUGAAAAAAAAUGGACCAUCAUCAAAUCAGAAAUCAAGGCGAGAAUCGAUACUGAAGAAUGUCAAAAAAAUUUUGUUUCUGAACCGACCAAGUCUUUCACGAGAGAAAUCAGUCCUUUUCUAGAGAAUUAUCGGCCGAAUGAUACAGUUGAUCAGGUUUCUGGUAUUCCUGAUGCGUUACAUAUUGCUGAACAGAACGAAAUAAGAGAUAUAUCUAUCUUUUCAGAUUCUGAAGUCUCGGAAGAUAAAGUAGAUGGUGCCACCACAUAUAUCACUCCCGAUGCCAGGGUACAUAAAGAUGAUAAGGAUACUGAACGUGUUGCUGAGACUCAAUCUAGUGAUUCCUCAUUACUGCCUAAUCGUCUUCCGAUACUCGAAUCAUCAACACUCGACUCAUCACUAGCUCAACGACCCAAAGCCCAUGAAGUUCAUGAAGAAAACCUUAUCCAAAGCUACACUAGUGUCUCAUCUUCAAAUGGAGAAGAAUCGAAGACGUCUCCUAGUUCGAUCCUUGCACCUGAAACCCCACCUAUAACACCUAGAUAUGAUCCAUCAACUCAUCUUAUGACAAACCCACCAAAUUCGAAUGAUUCAAUAUGGUCAUCUUUAGGAAUAAACUCAAUAUCAUCACCAAGUAAAAAUAAAAAAUUAACCAGAUUAUCUAGUGAUCAAUCUUUAAUUGAUUUUAAGAAUUCAAUAUCAUCCAAAUCUAUGUCUACAAUUUCAAAACAAUCAAUUAAACCUCAUCCUUUUUUAGGUAAGAGAUUAUUCUAUUGA
Molecule: messenger RNA, 2055 nt
Organism: Melampsora larici-populina 98AG31
Lineage: Eukaryota; Fungi; Basidiomycota; Pucciniomycetes; Pucciniales; Melampsoraceae
Exons: 5
Coding region: 1-2055 (684 amino acids)
Source: RefSeq, a predicted model, not a curated record